AUGGCCGGGUGGACGGCAACACAAUGGAUUCCCUGGAUGACUCUAAUCUCGACCUGGAUUGACGGGGUCGCCGCCAAUCAACCUCCAUCAAUCUGCCCCACGCCCGAUACCCUGAAACUCGGCGCCCAGCUGAUCCAGUGGCCUGUCUGCAUCGAGACACGAUGGGGACUUCAGCGCUCCGAGGUCGAUGCCGCGACUUAUAUCCUUUCCCUGACGCCCUCGGUGGCAGCAGAGGCCGCAUCGGUGACCGUGUCGGCGUCCUCUUCGAGUCAUGAGGCGGCCACGAGUCCCACCUCGGCGGACGAGCAACAACAACAACAGCAGCAGCAGCAGCAGCAGCAGCACCGGUCCGACCAGGAGCUCGACACGGAUUCUCCGCUCGACAAUGCGAAGUUCCUGUCCUUCGAAGACUGGAAGAAGCAGAAUUUGGCUAAGGUGGGACAGUCCGCGGAGAAUGUGGGCGGGAGUCGCCGUGGUGGCGUGGCCCAGGGCAAGGAGGACCGGCGACGGCCCACGGGGAUCAACAAUGCGCUGGACUCGCUAGGCGACGAUGCGGAGAUUGAGCUGGAUUUUGGGGGCUUCGGCGCAGAUACGACGCCCGAGGCUACGCGGCCCACGGCGUGGACUGCGAUGGUCUCGUCCUCCACCGAGGCGCGAGGCGAGCGGAUACCGGGGGCCGGACACGAGGCCGGCGCUGAUGGUGGACCGGCGCAGGGCAUGCCCCAGGCCGGGGUGUCUCGGUCCAAGGACGCGGGGACGACCUGCAAAGAACGGUUCAACUACGCGUCCUUUGACUGCGCGGCGACGGUGCUCAAGACAAACCCGGAGUGCAGCGGGUCGUCGUCCGUGCUCAUUGAGAACAAGGACAGCUACAUGCUGAAUGAGUGCCGGGCGAAGAACAAAUUCCUGAUCCUGGAGCUGUGCGACGACAUCCUGGUGGACACCGUCGUGCUCGCCAACUACGAGUUCUUCAGCUCCAUCUUCCACACGUUCCGGGUCAGCGUCUCGGACCGAUACCCCGCCAAAUUGGACCAGUGGCGCGAGUUGGGGGUCUACGAGGCCCGCAAUACGCGGGAGGUGCAGGCAUUUGCGGUCGAAAAUCCGCUCAUCUGGGCGCGGUAUGUGAAGAUUGAGUUUCUCACGCACUACGGGAACGAGUUCUUCUGUCCGUUGAGCUUGAUUCGUAUCCAUGGAACCACGAUGUUGGAGGAAUACAAGCAUGAUGGGGAGGCUAGUCCCGCAGAUGAUGAUGAGGAGGAGAUACCCGAAGAAUCAACGGUGCCGGCUCCUAUGGCGCCGGAUUCCGAGGCUACAGCUACGGCUGAGGAAGCGCCUACUCCAGCGACUGCUGAGCCGGUCGACACGGUGUCGACCGGCGUCUCAGAAGAUGAGGCUUGUCGCCAGUCUGGGUCGGACAUGGAUGUGCCAGAGCUGCGUGAGCUUCUGGGGCUUCUUGAUACCUGUGACGACCAAGAAGCACCAGCGACUACGUCUCCAUCUCAGGCGCAGGAUACUGUGGCUUCGGGAAAAGGCAAGGAAGCUUUGUCCGGAGAGCUAGGAGAACAAAAGGUGACGAGUGCGGCGGGAUCAACUACAACGGACUCAUCAUCAUCCUCAAUGACUGUUGCGAACUCCGAGACUGCAUCCCCUAACGUCGUAACGGAAGCGGACAACAAGUCUACUGUGCUACCAAAGGAUGAACCCAGCAGUAUAGCGGAACCGACUAGGUCGAGUAUGACCCAGCCACCGUCGGCAAACCCAACUACGCAAGAGUCCUUUUUCAAGUCAGUGCACAAACGACUUCAGAUGCUAGAGUCCAACUCCAGUCUCUCGCUUCAGUACAUCGAAGAACAAUCACGCAUCCUGCGCGACGCCUUUGAUAAGGUCGAGAAGCGGCAGCUGACGAAGACGUCGACAUUUCUGGAGGGCUUGAAUGUGACAGUGUUGAAUGAGCUGAAGCAGGUUCGAGAGCAAUACGAUCAGGUAUGGAAGAGCGUGGCGUUGGAGUUUGAGCAUCAGCGCAUUCAGUAUCACCAAGAAAUCCAUUCGCUCAGUUCGCAGCUGGGCGUGCUGGCGGACGAGCUGGUGUUCCAGAAACGCGUGGCGGUUAUCCAGAGCAUGAUGAUUCUCUUCUGCUUUGGGCUGGUACUCUUUGCGCGGGGCACCGCGAGUGGGUACAUUGAGAUUCCUCGUGUGCAGAACAUGGUCACGCGGUCGUACAGUCUGCGCUCGUCCUCGUCGCCGUCCCCUCCGUACGGCUCUCCGAUGGUGAGCCCGACGUCAACGCGUGCGACGUCUUCUUGCCGACGCACCGGCGGCCAUCGACGGAACCUGUCCGAAGACUCGCAGGACGAGCUUCUCAGCCCAACGCUGGCGUACUCGCCGCCCACGCCCGUUUCCGAUGCGCUGAGUUCGGCCGAAGAUGAGGAUCCGGAACAGCGAAGAGGGAGUACCCUGGAAUUGCCGGAGGUGGUUCCACCGACAACCCAGAUCUCUCCUAACCCACUUCCUCCACAACACACACCCACCAUCACCGCCAUGGACGCUCAACCCUUGACCGACCGCUCCACCAACACGCACUUGGGCACUGCCGAGGAGACCGGCAGGCCGAUGAACUCGAUGGAUUACCACCGCCAGAAGCUGCAGGGCAAGUUGGCCAGCGGAGAAAGUAACCAAGCCAGCUACGUGUCGCCCUCGGACGAACUCAUGAGCCCUUGCUCGAAGAAGCUGAGCGACCUGAAGGGCAAGCGUUUCAAGAAGCCCCCCAUCCUCCCCCAGCUCAACCUCAGACUGCUAACACACCACAAACAGGUCGAAGAAUUCGUCGAGAAGGAUUGCAUCCCCGCCGAGGCCGUCUUCCAGGCCCAACUGGGCCAGGGCGAGCAGCGAUGGACCACCCACCCGGCCGUCAUGGAGACCCUGAAGGCCCGCGCCCAGCAGCUCGGCCUGUGGAACAUGUUCCUGCCCAAGAACCACUUCGCCCAGGGCGCCGGCUUCUCGAAUCUGGAGUACGGGCUCAUGGCCGAGUAUUUGGGGAAGAGUCUGAUUGCUUCCGAGGCAACGAACAACGCCGCCCCGGACACGGGCAACAUGGAGGUCCUGGCCAAGUACGGCAAUGAGGCGCAGAAGCAGCAAUGGUUGACGCCGCUGCUGGAAGGCCGGAUUCGGUCUGCGUUUCUGAUGACCGAGCCGGAGGUGGCGUCGAGCGAUGCCACGAAUAUCCAGUUGAAUAUACGGAGGGAAGGGGAUGAGUAUGUCUUGAACGGAUCGAAAUGGUGGUCCUCCGGCGCCGGCGACCCCCGCUGCGCCAUCUACCUGGUGAUGGGCAAAUCCGCGCCCGACCACCCGGACCCCUACAAGCAGCAAUCCGUGAUCCUGGUGCCGGCGCACACGCCGGGGAUCACGGUGCACCGGAUGCUGACGGUGUACGGGUACGACGACGCGCCGCACGGCCACGGGCACAUCAGCUUCGAGAACGUGCGGGUGCCCGCGGCCAACCUGGUCCUGGGCGAGGGCCGCGGGUUCGAGAUCAUCCAGGGCCGGCUGGGGCCGGGCCGCAUCCACCACGCGAUGCGCACGAUCGGCGCCGCCGAGAAGGCGCUGGAGUGGCUGAUCGCGCGCAUCAACGACGACCGCAAGCAGACCUUCGGCCGGCCCCUGGCCAGCCACGGCGUCAUCCUCGAGUGGGUCGCCCGCUCGCGCAUCGAGAUCGACGCCGCCCGCCUCGUCGUCCUCAACGCCGCCAUCAAGAUCGACCUCGGCGACGCCAAGUCCGCCCUCCGCGAGAUCGCCCAGGCCAAGGUCCUCGUCCCCCAGACCGCCCUCGCCGUCAUCGACCGCGCCGUCCAGGCCUACGGCGCCGCCGGCGUCUGCCAGGAUACCCCCCUCGCGUACAUGUGGGCCCUGAUCCGGACGCUGCGCAUCGCCGACGGGCCCGACGAGGUGCAUCUGCAGCAGCUCGGGAAGCGCGAGAACCGCGACCGCAAGGCCGAGAUCCGCCAGAAGUUGGACUGGCAGCGCGGCGAGGGCGAGAGGUUGCUGAGCCAGACCGGGUUGAAGAUUAAGGGCCGGUUGUAG
Messenger RNA from Aspergillus aculeatinus CBS 121060, 4077 nucleotides. RefSeq lists its product as uncharacterized. The coding region runs from base 1 to 4077 and encodes 1358 amino acids. Gene Ontology annotation, molecular function: flavin adenine dinucleotide binding; oxidoreductase activity, acting on the CH-CH group of donors. NCBI's taxonomy places the organism in Eukaryota, Fungi, Ascomycota, Eurotiomycetes, Eurotiales, Aspergillaceae. The transcript has 7 exons. The record is from RefSeq and is a predicted model, not a curated record.